AUGUCCUAUACAGAACACAUCCAGACCACCUGCCAAACUGCAUCCGGCAAGUGUCCGUCAAGUGUCAACACGGCCACAUGCGCGACCCAAUGCGGAGUGGAGCCCGACAGCGCCCGGGUUGGGAUGAGUGGGUCUUCUCCGACGCUCUCCGGGCUUGUGAUUCGCCCUCCGGAUCCCACUGCCAGCAUGCCGGAAGCUGAAGCGAAAAACAUGGUGUCUCAGAGCCUCAAGGGUGCUGCUUGA
Penicillium diatomitis is the source of this 243-nucleotide messenger RNA. RefSeq lists its product as uncharacterized. The transcript has a single exon. The record is from RefSeq and is a predicted model, not a curated record. The coding region runs from base 1 to 243 and encodes 80 amino acids. Lineage: Eukaryota; Fungi; Ascomycota; Eurotiomycetes; Eurotiales; Aspergillaceae.